AUGGAUAGGAAGGUUAAGCAGCUGCAGUCAAGCAAGACGGCAAUUUUAAAUUUCGCAAUAAAUACCCGCAAAACCGCAAAAGCAAAGCAAACAAAGGGCUUUUUGCAAGCGAGAAAGGAGCUUCUGGGGCAAUAUUGGGCAAAAUUCGUGUGUCUUCAUGACCAGGUUGUUAGUGAGUGCACUCCUGAAGAAAUGGAGGCAGCUGGCAUUGCGACCUCUAUUGACUUCGAGGCAGUGGAGUGCGUCUAUGCCGAGACCAUGGGCGAACUACACGAUCUAUUGGACAGCACGAAUUCGGUCACUGAUAUAUCGAUGUCGCAGUCCUUCGUACCAACACAGGCGGUAAAUCAAUCACUACCACGCAUUCGAAUUCCACCAUUCGAUGGUAACUUCCUACACUGGUUCCCGUUUAAAGAUUUGUUCAUCUCCAUUGUUACAUCUAACGCAUCCCUCUCAAACACACAGCGCUUGCAAUACUUAAAGGAUAGCCUUACUGGAGAGGCAAAAAAUGCGCUUGAUAACGUCACUACGACAGAUGCUAACUUCCAGGAUGCGUGGGAGCUACUUCAAUCCAAGUACGAGAACAAACGGAUAAUAAUCAAUGCUCAUGUAGCAGCGAUUAGCAAACUUCCUUGUGCUCCGAAAGAAUCUGCCUCUGCGCUGAGGUCAUUACUUGAUGGCGUGACGUCGUCUAUACGUGCGCUGCAGGAUUUGGGCCGGCCAAUCGAGCAUUGGGAUGAUUGGCUGGUGUUCACUAUUACUCACAAGUUGGAUGCCACCACUCGCAAAGCAUGGGAGCUCUCCCUAAAGUCGAACGACGAUAUUCCAACUUUUAAGGAGCUGCAGGAGUUUCUUACCAGUAGAACACAAUCCUUGGAAAUAGUCCAAAGCUACACCGAGCCGAAGCCCUUCGUAAAGGGGCAUACUCCAAAGAAGUUAGGCACCACCUCUGCUGUUUCUGGGUAUCAUACCACAUCUGGGCGCUGUCCCAACUGCUCCGGUAAGCAUAUUAUAAUGUUUUGCGAAGCUUUUCGCAAUAAAUCGCCGCACGAACGGUAUGACUACGCACUACAAGCUAAGCUGUGCCUAAACUGUUUGCACAUCGGCCACCAGCAAGCAGCUUGUUCUUCCGAGCGCCGUUGCAAGACGUGUCAAGCUAAGCACCACACAAUGCUGCACGACUACUUUGCUUUCAACGCGACUAGUACGAGCAAACAGGCUGCAUCCUCUCAUAACGCAGUCACAACAAGGCAAGACCCUAAUAUGCUGCCGUCGGUACUGAUCGGCACAGCCCUGAUUGAGGUUAAGUCAAAGUCCGGACACAAGGUCGGUUUACGAGCUUUACUGGACAGCGGGGCAGAAGCAACGUUCAUCAGCGAAUCCGCAGUCAACUUGUUACACUUGGUGAAGUCUAAUGUAAAGAUACCUAUUAAUGGUGCUAACGGUGAUAGAGUGGCUACAGCAAAGGGGCUAGAAACGUUUAAUCUACGUUCAUUGAAAUCCGACUUCGAGCUUGCAUGCAUCGCUCUAGUGCUGCCUCGAGUUGGAAACCGAACCCCGACGGUAGCUAUUGCACCGAACGAUGUUCAACACUUUAGUGAGUUAGACCUUGCUGAUGCAACCUGGAAUGUACCGCAACCGAUUGAUGUCAUCUUAAAUGCUGCCGAUUAUGCUGCUCUUCUGUUAAGCGGGAUACAGCGUAGCAAAACUAGUCUUUUGAUUGGCCAAAGUACACGGUUGGGUUGGGUAAUUUUCGGCAGUUCUGCUAAUCAAUCUUUCGUAACGACACGGGAUGUGAUCGACUGCUAUCACACUCAACUCGAUCUCGACCGAACGCUUCGCAGCUUCUGGGAGUUGGAAGAGCUUAAUUCAACGCCCGCACUAACGCAAGAUGAUCGAUUCGUCGAGAAUUACUUCAAUCGCACUACGCGGCGAGCUGCAGACGGUCGUUAUAUUGUGCGGCUACCAGUCAAACCGGAUUCUGAUCUAACGCAAUUAGCCUCUACGCACCAUGAUGCGAUUUUUCUCCUCGAUCAUCUUCGUCGACGUUUAUCUCGAGAUCCGGUCAUGCGAGAUAUGUACGAAGAAUUUAUCAACGAGUACGCAUCAUUGCAACAUAUGGUCAGCAUCACUAAAGAAGAAGAAUGUUCAACGCCCAUCUGUUAUCUCUCCCACCACGGCAUCUGGAAAACAUCCAGCAGCACAACGAAAUUAAGGGUCGUCUUCAACGCUUCAAGACGAUGCAACAGUGGCUAUCUGCUCCGUGCUAAACCAUAA
Molecule: messenger RNA, 2277 nt
Organism: Rhagoletis pomonella (apple maggot)
Lineage: Eukaryota; Metazoa; Arthropoda; Insecta; Diptera; Tephritidae
Exons: 2
Coding region: 1-2277 (758 amino acids)
Biological process (GO): proteolysis
Molecular function (GO): aspartic-type endopeptidase activity
Source: RefSeq, a predicted model, not a curated record